Molecule: messenger RNA, 5283 nt
Organism: Betta splendens (Siamese fighting fish)
Lineage: Eukaryota; Metazoa; Chordata; Actinopteri; Anabantiformes; Osphronemidae
Gene: trak2
Product: trafficking protein, kinesin binding 2
Exons: 18
Coding region: 305-3508 (1067 amino acids)
Biological process (GO): anterograde axonal transport of mitochondrion; neurogenesis
Cellular component (GO): dendrite
Molecular function (GO): GABA receptor binding
Source: RefSeq, a predicted model, not a curated record
GUCGGCGCGUGAGAAAAACGUAAUUGAAACGUGUUGUCGCACACUGAUGACGUGCUUGGCUGUUUUCCAGCUCUAUGCCAUCGCCUCCAUUGUUCGAGGUUAUGAUGAGGGUGUAGGUAACGCGCAGUGCCCGUAUGUGCUGUUGGAAUUGUGGAUGCUGUGGACUAUUAUCGACAUAGGGUAAAGGUGCGUGUGGGCACCACCCGUCAGCACGUGGGUAGGAUGUGAUGUCGUGGCUUCCAUUUUCAUGCCCAGCUUUGAAUUUUGCAAGUGAGGUGCUUUACCCCCACUCCUCACUCUAAGGAUGUUUGAAGUCAAACCUCGGGCGGUGGAGAAGAAAGAGUCGAGCACAGAGACAGAUGAGGGGCUCGGCAGCAGCGGGAGGCACUAUGGAUCCAGCUCGGUGGGCUCAGGUUCUGUUGGUUCCGUGUACCUGUCGGACAGCCAGGACUGGGUGGUUUCUCCGAGUUGUUCCCCCGAUGAAGGCUCGGGCCAGCUCAACGCCAUCUCCCCCAUGCUGGCGGAGGAGACGUUCCGCUACAUGAAGAGAGACAGAGCUACUGAAAGUGUAGUUGAGUUCAAAGCCAGGGCCAGAGUCACGGGACAAACUGGGAGUAGGAGGAGACAGACGGUGCAGACAGGACAGACAUCGAUAGCCAUGCCGGUUUUAAACAUUCACAAUGAGGAGAUUUAUGACGACUAUGCUAUGGAAGCAUAUUUUGCUUUGGAGCCCUCUUCCUAUUCCCAUCCUGGCUCUCAAAGCCUCUCCAAAGUCCUCAGUGCCGAUCGUGUGGAGCAGAUGACAAAGACGUACAAUGACAUUGAAGUGGUCACACACCUUUUAGCUGAGCGGGACAGAGACUUGGAGCUGGCAGCUCGGAUCGGACAGUCAUUGCUGCAGAGGAACCACCUCCUUCAGGAGCGCAAUGAGGCCUUAGAGGAGCAGCUAGCGCAGGCUCUGGACCAGGUAAACCAGGUCCAACAUGAGCUCAGUAAAAAGGACGAGUUGCUGCGGGUGGUGGCCAGUGCGUCGGAGGAGAGCGAGACUGACUCCAGCGUGUCAACCCCUCUGCGGCAGCCUCAGGUGCUGGGUGCAGCCACGGCCGCCGCUGCACUCAGUCAGCUGGAGUCUCUGCAGAGCAAGCUGCAGGACCUGGAGGAGGAGAACCUGGCUCUGAGGUCUGAGGCCUGUCAACUGAAGAGAGACACCAUUACCUACGAGGAGAAGGAGCAGCAGUUGGUGAGCGACUGCGUCAAAGAGCUCCGUGAGUCCAACAGCCAGAUGGUGUCUCUGACCGAUGAACUGUCCCAAAAGAAUGAGGAACUUGUCAGACACCAGGAGGAGAUCGCUCAGCUGCUCUCCCAGAUAGUGGAGCUGCAGCACAGAGUGAAGGAGCUGGCUCUGGAGAAAGAGGAGCUGAGGAUUCACCUGCAGGCCUCCAAAGAUGCUCAAAGACAACUGACAGCAGAGCUGAACGAGCUGGCGGAGAGAAAUGCUGAGUGUGUGGAGAUGCUCCAUGAGUCACAGGAGGAGAUCAGGGAUCUUCGAAGUAAAAACACUCCCUCUGCCGGCAUGAGAAGGCACCUGUCCUACGGCCUCUACCCCAUGGACUCUCUGGCCGCAGAGAUCGAGGGCACCAUGAGGAGAGAGCUGAGUGUAGAGGAGGAAACUGCCGUUCAGGACCAAAGAAUAUCCCAGAAGCGAGUGUUCCAGACAGUUCGCUCUGUCAAUGCCUCAGCGUUACGGGCAGCUUCCGCCAGUCCUCCCAUCCCUGGCUCUGGACAAAGUUCUCUGGUGAUGACUGCGCAGCCUUUUCACUCCACCCAGGGGGAGGAGGUGCGAGUGGGCCAGCCUGGGGCUCCGGGAGGAAACGACCUCACCAGAGCCCUCCACCGCCUGUCGCUGCGUCGGCAGAACUUCCUGUGCGAGCGUCAGUUCUUCCAGGCGGAGCGGGAGAAGAAGCUGCAGACCCUGGCGGGAGCGGAGGCCGAUGGUCAGGGCAGCGGCUGCAACUCGCCCAUGGGCAGCGGGCUCUCCUCCUUCUCCAACUUAUCGGAGCUCUCCUUCAGUUCCAGCGUUUUUAAGACCUUCUUGCCUGAGAAGCUUCAGAUUGUGAAACCAAUGGAAGGCUCACUCACACUCCACCACUGGCAGCAGCUGGCCAAACCCCACCUGGCCACUAUUCUAGACCCUCAUCCUGGUGUUGUGACCAAAGGUUUCCGUCCCCUGGCUCAGGAUGCCGUUUACCGCCUUUCUGAUAUGGAGGAGGACGAGGAGGAGGAGGAGCGCAGAGCGGCUGGUGUCCAGGAGAAGGGGGCAGCCGAGCGGAGUAAGGAGGACGAGGAGGAGGAAGAGGAGGAAGGUGGGAUCACCUUCAAAGUGCGCUACUCGUCUACACCCGAGGAAAGAAAAGACAAAAAGCACUGUGUCACACCCCUCGCUGUUUCCCCUGUACUCCCCUCCCCCCUGCUGACAUCACCUGGGACACCUGCCACAUCCUCCUCAGUCAGGCCUGACCCCAGUGUGACCUCCACGGCGCUUCAUGUUACUGAGGCGUCCAGUCUGUCCUCUGUUCCUCAGACCUGCCCUCCAGCAUCUACCACAGCUUCCGCCUCUGUCAAAAAUCCAGUGAAGUGUCAAAGCUCCACCUUCUCCACCUACACCUUCACCACCUGCCGCAUCCUGCACCCCAGUGAUGUCACACAGGUCACCCCAAGUUGUCAGUCAUCCCUUUUGCCCAACACACCGAGCUCCAUGAGGACAGGACCCAGCACCCCUGUGACUCCAUGCAGACUGAGUCUGGGAGACUCCUUCCCACCACGACGUCCGCCCACAUGUGGCCUAGCUAAGCUGGUUCUGGAGAGAGGCAUUUCUGCACAAGUGUCCACCGACACCCCGCCUUCAUCCCCGAGACCCAGCUCCCAGCAGCCCCUCUUCUGCCUUCUCCCCAGCACACCCCCUAACUCCCCCUCUCACUCCCCUGCUCCCGCCGCAGUGCCCACCGACGCCCGGCAGCACUCGGCUGACAACUUCCUGGCCUCGCGGCCAGCAGAGCUUUUCCUCCAGGACGUUUAUGGGUUAAAUCUGGGUCGCGCCCCGCACCCAGAUUUACCAAGCCCCUCCCAGGAAACUCAUUCUCUAGUCCCGUCCUCCAAGUCGGCCCGGGCCAAGCCAGACUCAGCCAGCGUGGGCCUGGUGGAGAGGCUGCGGCAGCUGGGGUUCACCAAAGUGCUCCACUGUUCGGAGUCGGAGGCCUCGGCGCCGCGCCAGGAUUCAGCUACUUUUGUGUCAGCAGGCGGGGGGAGUCUGUUGGACGGGCUCAGGCGCAACCAGAGCCUUCCAGCUAUGAUUGGUGCCCGUGUGGGGAGGUCAGGGGUUAACCCCACUCCGCCUCCUCCUCACCCCACCUCCCUGGCCAUCCCUCCUCCACCAUGGGGGAACCUUAAGGAACGGCGCCGGCACCUUGCCUCCAUUUCCCAUUCCCCUUCAAGUUUAACCAAACACUGAAGAGGAGGGGACCAAAUCCCCAAAAUGUACCUUCCCCUUUACGCCUCCAUCAUCUCUCCUUCUUUAUUCGUCUGGAGAGAGGAUUCGGGGCAUCACUUGGUAGAACAAUCCCUCCUUUUUAAUCCCUUAAUUUAAAGCACAAUUUAACUUAACUGACUGUUUUUAGUGAAACCGCAGUGUCUGUGUAUAGAUGUUUGCCAACAUGCUACUUAGCUUGAAUGGGUUUAAUGGCUAUCAGUCGAGUAUGAAAUAGGUUUUUGCAGUUAUCCCGUGAGGCUCUGGAUGUUCAGGCACAGGAAGAAAAACACGUAAGUGGUUGAAGGUUUGUGGAAGUGAAAAUGUAGGGUAAGACAGGGAGAGUGUGACAUCUGUAUGUCAGCAGAGAGAAGAGCAUCAAAGAAAGUGAGGAGGCGAGGGCUGAGCAUCCAGAGUCUGUUUAAUCUUAAGGGCUUGUCCUGUAGCUUCUGGUUGUGACGAAACAAGCUUGUGCCAUCCAGCCGUGCCCACACUACGGUUUGUGGUUAUAGAACAUCUGCCUCAUCACAUCAAACCCUUUACAGCCCCUUCAACUUCCUUUUAUUACUUGAGGCUAAGAAUUGAAGUGCUAGCUGGUGUAACAGUGUGCUGUCAGCCGACAUGCCCGUAUUCUGUGUAAUGACUUUACUGACUGUCCAUGCGCCAUUCCCUUUCUCCCAACACUUACAUGCAAACAUGCCAAACGCAUCAAAAGCAAUCUUGCCUACAGGUUCCAGCAUGCACCUGUCAGCAGAUGGAGGGCCGUCUGAACCAGGUCAGACGCAAGGAAAAAGAAGGGUUAUUCUUUUUCUUCAGGUCUGUGUGUGUGUGUGUGUGUAUGCGUGUGUGUGUGUGUCUCUCUCAAAUGGUUUGUGGCCUUAAGUGGAAUUCUGAGUUGUGUUCCUGCUAAGCCAUGAUAGUACAUGUUAAGUUUGUGUUGAUUGAAGGAUCACCGCUGGGUCAUAAAGCUCAUUCACUAUGGUUCACUGGCUACUGUUCUGGGCGUCACGGUACACCAAAAAGGUUUAGAGUUUCAAACCUGGGUGUUUUCUGGGUAAUCAGGUUUCCUCUCACGCUCACGACAUGGGGCAUUCAGGGUCAGUCUGUUUGGAGGGGAAACGGACACAGUGUCACAGCUUUACUGUGUUGGUUUCUUUGUUUCUGAUGCAUCUCAGGGUUACCCAAAGGUAACAGCAGACUAUUGCUAUAGACUAAAGUUCAUUCUGCUUAACAAUGCUUAAUGUUUAGCUAUAUUAGAGCUGACCUUUGACCUCUCUGAUCCCUCUACCUACUGUACAUCCCUCCUUUUUGUCAAUCCCCACUCAGUUACUGCACUUUUACUUUUUUUAAUGUGUUCUACUGACAAGACUGUUUGAAGUAUAUAUAGAUUCUAACAUAUUAACAAGAUAAUUUAGGAUAAGGUGUGACUGUAUUAAUGUUGGAUAACUUUUUUUUCCAUGUCUAAAGGAGGCCAACAGAAGGGAAUCAAAUUAAACCAAAAGUGUUAUUGUUAUUUUGAAGAAAUCCAUAAUUGUGUAUGUGUGAUGCUUUUUUUGUGAAUUAGCAGGAAAACAAGUCAUAGUUUUCAUAUUUUUAGAUCAGUGGUCAUUUAUCAUCUUUUCCAACAAAGCAGAAGGUUCAACCGAAAUAUAAAAUGUCUCUCCUGGAGAAUUACUCAUGGAUGUUAUUCAUUUCCUCUUUUUUUUAUAAAAUAAAAUAAAGGUAUGAUAACAAAGCAUGACUCAUAAGUCAUAAGUGGA